UAGUGUUUUUACGGCCGAUGGCGGUCGGUUUUUAUACAAGCGGCAACCCAUUGAAACGGCUUGCAGGUGCCAGGUCGUAAGAAAUUUUCUUCGCUAGGAUCCAUCUGAACUGUUCCAAGUCGAAGUGAAUGCCUGCACCAACGAGUUCGAUCUCGCUGUACAGCUGCUUUACGCAGCUACAGAUACGAGUAUGUUUUCGUUUUUAAAGCUCCUGAAUGAUUUUAUAAUUUGUUUGUCUCGGUGACGUUGCAGUUGGAAAUUUUUAGAUCCUUGUUAUCCACUGAGAUCAGUGGAAGGUUUGUUGCGUUGCUCAUCUAUUGUGCGAGAGAUCCUGGAAGAGUGAAAUACAGCCCAUUGCGGGGAUUUUCGCACAAUCAGCAAUAAUGAAUCCUCGUGAACCGCGGCCACGACGACGAUUCGGUGCAGCGCAUCGUUCUGGCACCGAAGCUACUGCUCCUCCGGCAGACUCUGAGAACGAAAUCUUCUUCAGCCCGCCUCCCACGGCGGAUCUCGGUGGCCAAGUGGCUGGCGGUGGAUGGGGAAAUCAUGCGUUGCAGCCACAUUCGAGAAAUGUGGAAGUGGACGACAGAAUGCCGAACCAUGCUAGUAAUCCGUUCCGGUUCCCAGUGGCAGCACCGUUCCGCGAAAUUCCCGACACAACGGAUUAUCGCCGUCGCACCGCGGUCGCCACCACUUGCGUGCAGACAUCGCUGAUCGGAGAACCGCAUACGGCGCACUAUACGGACGCUUUUGCACAGACGAACUAUGGAAAUCGAGCCAAUCAGCUAUCCACCCGCGCUCUUCCGUCGGAUCCUCAUCCGCAGCCUAGUGCGCCGGCUGUUGAGGAGGUGUACGUUAAACGCGGGAAAGAGUACCACAUUGUUGGAAAUUUUGAUCUGGCCACGCUCAACCGCAUGCGCAGCAAUGGUCUGCAGCGUAUGUCAUCGGUGACCAGCACCACUAUUCAGCACAACGUACUGACCGUACAGGAUCAGCAACCCUUCGAGACGGUCGCCCACGGGACCCCGAUGCGCGGCGCAGAAGAGAGCUUGCAGCAGUUGCACGACUGGCCUUUGUCUCCUGUUCUGUCUGCCACGGAAAGUCCUGAUCAUGGGCGACCGUUUUUUGUCGCAGACCGCGUGAAAAGCCUGGAGAAGCAAGCGCGACGAGAAGCAGCAUUGGAGCGUGAUGAGAAUACUUUGCAAGCCAGUUUCCACAGUGCGCGGACUUCCUUCAACCAGCCACCUCCUCGUCAGUACAGGGAGGAACGCCAGCCGCUGCGCUUCGAUUACCCGAGACAGUUGACUAUCGUGGAUGCUGGAAUUUGUGAACUGCCUAUGAAUAUCCAGCUGUCCAUGGAUUUGGUGUAUAUGUUUAGUCCCAGUUUAAUACUGAUGUCCAAUCCCCUUGUUUGUCGGGUCGAGGAGCACCAGCGACUACAACGCAAUAUGCAGAAAUACUGGCAUGCCAAGGAAUACGAGAGCGAUUACGAUCCUGAAUACCAGGAACUUGUGUGCCACUGGGACAUUGACAAACAGACAUGCCAGCGUGCUUUGGUGGUCGGGCAGCGCCGCCCGGAUAUCGAUAAAGAGGUGCACAACUGGAGAUCGAUUUUGCUGUUGGAUGGAACUCGAUUUGGCCAGACGAUUAAUGCACCUCUUAAGGAUCUGCGACCUUUGGCGGAAGCUUACCUGGAGCCAUGUAGCAUCGUUCUGUGUUCUCUGAAAGGUUAUGCUGCAGAGACCACUGGCAUCAGCAACAGAGAACAACAAAAAGUGGUUAACUCUCUACAGUCGCAGCCGAGAUAUAACCUCAGAGUGGUCUCUCACGGCAAGGACGGCUUUGUCAACCAUGUGGAAAUUCAUGUCCGAAAAGAUGGAGCUUGGUAUUCAUUCAUUGAGUUGGUUGGUGAUGUGCUCAAUCGUUCCGUGCGAUGAAGGCUUCGUUUUGAGAGAACUGUUUCUUUCUGAGUGGUUAAUUUUUUGGUUUCAAUAUGGUUGAAGCCUGUUUCAUUUGCAAAAUUGUAUCGUUUAAAACUUUAAUUGUUUGAAGAACUUUGAGGUUAAUAUGUACCGAAUCAGAAGUUGUAGAAAAGAUUUGUUGUUUAGUCGUCCAGUUCUGGUUGUUGUUAAGAGAGAUCUUGUGUUUUUUGUACUCUGCCACAUUUGUUUCGUUAUUAGUUUAAAAAUGACGAUGGUAUUAGUUGAAUAAACGGGAAAAAUGC
Messenger RNA from Paramacrobiotus metropolitanus, 2224 nucleotides. RefSeq lists its product as uncharacterized. Bases 384 to 1937 code for a protein of 517 amino acids. The transcript has 7 exons. Lineage: Eukaryota; Metazoa; Tardigrada; Eutardigrada; Parachela; Macrobiotidae. The record is from RefSeq and is a predicted model, not a curated record.